Molecule: messenger RNA, 639 nt
Organism: Spirometra erinaceieuropaei
Lineage: Eukaryota; Metazoa; Platyhelminthes; Cestoda; Diphyllobothriidea; Diphyllobothriidae
Source: the annotation of a GenBank genome assembly
AUGGCACGCGUUACGGACAAUGGAGCUGUCUCAGAGGCACUCGCAGUGACCAACGGAGUGAAGCAGGGCUGCCUCCCCGAGCCUACCCUCUUCGGUGUCAUGUUCUUUGCCACGCUGAUGGACGCCUACCGUGACGAACGCCCAUGGAUCCACAACGGCCACUUCCUCAACCACCGGAGGAUGCACUUCCAGUUGCAUGUAUCCACAACUACCGUUCAUAAACUUCUGUUCGCCGACGACUGCGUCCUCAACUUCACCUCGGGAGGGGACAAGCAAAGAAGCAUGGCCCCGUUCGCCGCCGCCUGCGAAAACUUCUUCCUGGCCAUCCGCACGGAUAAAACGGUGGUUAUGCAUCGACUAACAUCCGACGCAGCCUACGUAGCACUCCAAAUCAACAUGAACGACUUCCAACUGCAAGUCGUGGGCAACUUCACCUACCUUGACAGAACCAUAACCCGCACCACCAACUUCGACGAUGAAGAGGCCUGCCGGAUCUCCAAAGCCAGCCAAGCCUUCGGUUGUCUGCAAAGCUCAGCCUGGAACCGUCACGGUCACCAUCUCAACACUAAAUUGAAAAUUUACAAGGCGGUCAUCAUGCCGAAAUCACUUAUGCAGCGGGGACCUGGACGGUGUACAUGA